CUGGGGGAUGUCGCCAGUCUCAGAGCCUCGUGGAACCCUCAACACACGCAUUCACGACCGUCAACUACAGAUUGAAGUUGUUCGAAAUGAAAGACACAACGCCAACAAAGCACCGCGGGACAGCAUACGCGCACUGGAUGCCGGAACUCUGGGGGCUUGGGGGCUCAGGGCUGGCGUUUGGCGGGACGGUGGCUCUGCUUAGUGUCUUUGACGACCGGCCCAUAUUCGAUUGGUACGGGGUGACGCUCAAUACGCUGGUGUCUAUACUGUCCGCUACGAUGAAGGCAGCGUUGAUCUAUGCAAUUGCCGAGUGCAUUAGCCAGUGGAAAUGGAUCCUGUUUUCGCGCGAGGAGCGGCUGCUGAUUGACUUUGAGCGCAUGGAUUCGGCCAGUCGAGGUCCGCUGGGGGCGCUGAACGUUCUCUGGAAGACACGAAGGUCAAUAUCCGUCCAGCUCGGUGCGUUCCUGACCCUGCUCGCCAUCGGCUUGGACCCGUUCUCGCAGCAGCUGGUGCAACUGCGCCAGGGGACGGCGUUCGUUGACUCCCUGGGUGACGCCUAUGCCGAAAGCACACGAACAGAAGAGUACACAAGGGGCGACGUGGUGUAUGGAAACGGCACCAACUCGACUAUAAACCCAUCAGGGCCCCUGGCAAUAGUGGCAGAGGCGAUGAUAGAUCUGUCGAUGCAGGGGGCCAUCCUGAAUGGGUUCUCCCGCUCCCUGGCUGAAAUCCGCCAGCAGGCGAAUGUGACAUGCCCUACAGGCCAGUGCAAGUGGCCCCCUUUCAAGACACUUGGUGUCUGCCACACAUGCCACAAUCUCACUUUGGACUUGAAGAGGGCUGAUGGUUUUGGAGGUGUCGCCGGGCCUUUGAUUUUGGGACAAGACACAAUGCCAGAGAACGACAGCACGGCAUUCGUCUUGCCCAACGGUCACUUUCUGGUGGGUAUCAAUGGCCAAAUUGCCAGUAUCAUCGGCAUCCAAGAACAAGGCUACCAGAACCCAGGCAACUCGUGGAUUGUGGCUGGUCCCACCAUGACUUCAUUUGGAACCGGGAACCCAGCAAAAACCAACCGGAUGCAGGACGUGGACACCUUGAUCUGGUCGACCAGCAUGAUCUACGUGAAUACAAUCCAACUGGGAAUAGCGGCAGGGUAUGGCGCUUGGCCGGACGUCCCUGUCCGCGCAAGCGAAUGUGCGGCAUACUACUGCGUCCAGACCAUCAACGCGACAGUCGAGGGAAACACCAUCUACGAAAACACCACCCAGGACACCGACGCAAGGCGAGAUCCAAAUUCUUGGCUGCAACAGGACUCACUCCAGGACGAAGGCUACGCUCCUGAAAACAUCCCUCCAGAUGCCCAAAUGUCAAUCUUGGAGUGGGACGAGAGAUACUCUGCGAUCCGCCGGUCAGACCUGACCCUCUACUAUCCGCAGAACGCCAGUGCUAGUCCCAAUUAUACCUUAUCCGAAACCGCCGUCAAGCCCAUCAGCUCGUACUUCCCGACACUGCUGACUACCAACAUUACAGGAUCAACGGCUGUAACUCGUGCUAUCACGAAGCGACUGGGUGAGGAUGCCGUCGGCUACAAUGGCGCCCGGAUAGGCGACAAGGCGUAUCCGCAAGCAUUGCUUCACAUCUUCGAGACAAACAAGGACUUUGACCUUGGUAACAAGUUUGCCGCGCUCGGGGCGAGCAUGACGAACGACAUGCGCAGAAAUGGAGAUGACAUCGGCAGGUUUGACCCAAAGAAUGGCCAUAUUACUGGGGGCAGCAGCAAUCAACUCGAAUACGGGCUCGUCGGGAUCGCCAGGACGUAUUAUAGCAUCGAAUGGGGCUGGAUAGUGCUUCAUGCGCUAAUGCUGGCCGGUGGGCUCGUGUUCUGGCUGUUGACCGUCAGAAGCUCCUGUAGCUCGGAGGCGAUGCAGAUAUGGAAGAGCAGCUCUCUCGCGGUCAUGCGCCAGGGCCGGACGACGGGACACGUCUUGGAGGGAUCUAGAACGAUGGAAGAGAUGAGGAACACGGCCAGAAGGGAGAAGGUGCUGGUAGCACUGGAUCAUUACGUGGCACUGCCGACCACACAGGGGGGUGAUUUACACACCACUCCAGAUGACCGCCAGGAUGAUUAGUGAAAAUGUUAUCAAGUACGUGUUGGCAUAAAUGCAGUACAAAGACGGGCCAAUGCCGCUAGUAGAUUUUUAUUAUCGAAUCGCAUUUCGAUAGAUAAUAUAUAGAAAUCGCUG
Aspergillus versicolor CBS 583.65 is the source of this 2243-nucleotide messenger RNA. Its product is annotated as DUF3176 domain-containing protein. Lineage: Eukaryota; Fungi; Ascomycota; Eurotiomycetes; Eurotiales; Aspergillaceae. The coding region runs from base 87 to 2129 and encodes 680 amino acids. The record is from RefSeq and is a predicted model, not a curated record. The transcript has 2 exons.